This is a messenger RNA of Colias croceus (clouded yellow), 2152 nucleotides long. RefSeq lists its product as uncharacterized. Bases 281 to 1570 code for a protein of 429 amino acids. Lineage: Eukaryota; Metazoa; Arthropoda; Insecta; Lepidoptera; Pieridae. The record is from RefSeq and is a predicted model, not a curated record. The transcript has 2 exons.
CCAAAAUUAUCGGUACAAAAGGAGAUAUUUUCGUUUCGUUUCGACUACGAUUAUUUUAAAAUCGAUUUGUUAUGUCAAAGACGGUUAAAAGAGCUUGUAUCCAGAGCUACAAAAUGUAUGAUUAAAAACAGUUUAUUUUUUUCUAUUUCGUCAUUCGUCAGUCACUUCACAUGUCAAUUUCUCCUGUGAUUUCUGCCAAACGCGUUGACUAUUCUGUAUUUUUUUAGAAAAAGAUUAUAAAAUAGACAAUUACAUCCGUUCAGCGUGUGUUUUUUGUAAAAUGGACACUGUAGGCCAGUUGAAUUCUGGUCCGAGAAAGAAACAACGAAAAGAUCGGUCUACUUAUAAAAAGAAGACGUACACAGAUAAGGAUCCUCUUGGAAUUAAUUUUAAGCAGCCAUGUCAACACAAGACCUCCAGUAAAUUCAAAUGUUCUUCGGUAACACUUCGGAAUGUUAUAAAAAACCGAAAGUUGUUUUUUGCACAAAACAGUAAAGUCAAACAAGAUGUUUAUUUGACGAGAUUAAUGACAUCAUAUGAACCUCAGAGAAGAAGAGGUGGUUUAGGAAUUGGGCUUAAAAACAGAAAAAUGUCUUGCUCCUAUCAUUUGUUAUCAAAAAAUAACAAAAUGGUAACUGUAUGUAAAGAAUUUUUCAAGGUUACUUUCUCAGUAACAAACAAACGAUUGCAAACUAUCAACACAUCCACGUACAAAGGAGAUCUUCCGCAAGAAAACAGAGGAGGGGACAGAAGAUCUACCAAAAGUGAAGAAAAAAAACAGAGCCUCAGAAAUUUUCUUAAAGCACUGCCAGCAAAGGAAAGUCAUUAUAAUAGAUUAAAAAGUAAAAGAAUUUAUUUAAGUUCAGAGUUGAAUGGUGCCAAAUUGUUGAGGUAUUACAAUAGUUCUGUUCCUGCCAAUUUAAGGGUAUCACGAUCAAUGUUUUAUGAUAUAUUUUAUAAAGACUUUAAUAUUGGCUUCUCAUGCCCUUCCUCUGAUGCCUGUAAUGUUUGUACCCUUUGGUCUUACAAAAUAAAAAACGAAUGUGAUCCAGCCAAGAAACAAAUAUUAAUGGUAGAAAAAAGGGUUCACAAACUCCGGGCUAAUGCUUUCUAUCAGUACAUGAAGGAUGAAGUAGAAGGGAGUAUAUCCUUCUGUUUUGACCUACAGCAGGUCCAACCUCUACCGAGAACUCCUAUCCAGGAUGCCUUUUACUCCCGGCAAGUCAGUCUCUACAAUUUUUGUAUAGUUGACUUAAAGUCUAAAAAACCAACUUUUUUUACUUGGAAUGAGACUCAAGCCAGUAGGGGGUCAGUGGAAAUUGGUUCCGCUCUGUACACUUACUUGAAUGGACUCGAUAUACCUGCUGAAAUAACAACAUUGAGACUGUUCUGUGAUGGCUGUGGUGGCCAGAACAAGAACAACCAUAUCAUUCAUAUGCUCUUGUUCUGGCUACAUAACAAUGCACCUCCACAUUUAAGACAGAUUAACUUAACAUUCCCUGUCAGAGGCCACAGCUUCCUCCCAGCUGACCGGGUCGGUUGGAGAAAGAAAUUAGGAAAUUUCCUGUAAUUACUACACCAAAGGAAUACCACAAAAUUUUUGAAAACCAUGGUAAGGUGCUGAUCUUAAAUAAACAUUGGUCCCUUUAUGACAUUAAAUCGUUAGGAGGCCAUUACAAAAAUAUAACAGGCAUUCAAAAAAUGAAGCGUAUCUUUCUAAAAAGAACAAAACCAAAAAGAGGAAAUGUGGCAGACUGCAAGAUAAAAUCCUUAGAAAACUACAGAUUUGAGUGUGACGGUGAAGCAUAUGAGUCUCUUCUGAAAAGAGGAAAGAGACAUGCCUUGAGUUUGGAUAACUUGGAAGGGUUUCAGAAUGCGUUAUCUGCUGCUAAAAAAAAGGAUGUUGAAAACCUUCUAAAGAAGCAAUUUGGAGAUGAAUGGCCUGAACUGACAGAAUUAUCUUGGUAUAAAAGAAUUUUAGCUAACAAUGCUAAUACCGCUGUUGAUAGUGAUGAUGAAACUGAACAACACCGAGUCUGUGAUGAUGAUGACAACAGCUGUAUAUGCCUCGAACCUGAUGUGGGGCACGUCCGAGUGUAAUUUUUAUUUUUUUGUGUCUUUCUAUAAUAAUAAGAAUAAAAAUAAAGAAUUA